Molecule: messenger RNA, 2387 nt
Organism: Asparagus officinalis (garden asparagus)
Lineage: Eukaryota; Viridiplantae; Streptophyta; Magnoliopsida; Asparagales; Asparagaceae
Product: probable serine/threonine-protein kinase At1g54610
Exons: 9
Coding region: 204-2168 (654 amino acids)
Biological process (GO): protein phosphorylation; positive regulation of transcription elongation by RNA polymerase II
Cellular component (GO): nucleus; cyclin-dependent protein kinase holoenzyme complex
Molecular function (GO): RNA polymerase II CTD heptapeptide repeat kinase activity; cyclin-dependent protein serine/threonine kinase activity; ATP binding
Source: RefSeq, a predicted model, not a curated record
UCAUCCCCCCGAAACAAACCAAAGGCUCACAAAAACUCCAUAAAAAUCCCACAUUUUUCUGUUCCUAUCCUCUCUUUCUUCCCAAUUUCCACCAAUUUCAACCAAUUUUCUCAUCUGGGUCCUUCACCUUCCUCAAUUCCCUGGUCCGGGCCCUCCCGGGUUUUCCCCCGAUCCAGCCAAUGCCUCUCUAAAUCCAAUCCUCAAUGGGUUGCGCAUCCUCAAAAGCUGCAGUCUCAUCGACCCCACCUUUUGAUUCCAACCGAGUUUUAGGAAAUCUCGAAGGUGGAUUGUCGAGGGAAAUCUUGGCGGGCUCUCUGUGGAAUGGGGUUAGUAAUGAUAAAAUUGAGUCGGGGGAAUCGAGGAAGGUGAGCUCUGUUAAUGGUUCCUCAAACCUGCAUAGUUUCCGAUUGGGGAAUCUUUAUCGGUAUAUUGAAGGAGAGCAGGCUGCAGCUGGGUGGCCCACUUGGCUCAGUAACGUGGCGAAGGAGGCUAUUCAUGGGUGGGUGCCUCUUAAAGCCGAGUCCUAUGAGAAAUUGGAGAAGAUUGGACAAGGCACGUAUAGCAGUGUGUUCAAAGCUCGUGAUCUUGACACAGGAAAGAUUGUUGCUCUCAAGAAGGUGCGAUUUGACAAUUAUGAACCAGAGAGUGUCAGGUUUAUGGCUCGAGAAAUAAUGAUACUCCGCAGACUUAACCACCCAAAUGUCGUGAAACUGGAGGGAAUUAUUACUGCAAGGCUCUCAAGCAGUAUAUAUCUCGUAUUUGAAUAUAUGGAGCAUGAUCUUGCAGGAUUAUCAUCUGCACCUGACAUUAAGUUCAGUGCAUCACAGGUGAAAUGUUAUAUGCACCAAUUAUUAUCUGGACUUGAGCAUUGUCAUUCAAACGGUGUCAUGCAUCGUGAUAUCAAGUGUUCCAAUCUUCUAGUUAACAAUGAGGGGAUCUUAAAGAUGGCUGAUUUUGGACUCGCAAACUUCUUUAAAUCUGGUCGGAGCCGUCCACUGACUAGCCGUGUAGUGACUCUAUGGUAUCGUCCACCUGAGCUUUUGCUGGGUUCAACCAAUUAUGAACCUACGGUAGAUCUAUGGAGUGUUGGAUGCGUGUUCGCUGAACUUUUCCUUGGGAAGCCUAUAUUACAAGGAAGAACUGAGGUCGAGCAGAUACAUAAAAUCUUUAAGCUCUGUGGCUCUCCACCCGAGGACUAUUGGACGAAGAGCAAGUUGCCGCAUUCUGCAGUUUUUAAACCUCAUCAGUCAUAUUCAAAGUGCCUCCAUGACUCAUUUAACUAUUUACCAGAACCUACCUUCAAAUUGUUAGAAAAGUUCUUGUCCCUUGAACCUUAUAAGCGUGGAACUGCCAAAAGUGCUCUUUCCUCUGAGUAUUUCAAGUCAAAACCCUAUGCUUGUGAACCAUCAAGCUUGCCUAAAUAUUCACCUCACAAGGAGAUCGAUGCAAAGAUUCGUGAGGAAGCACAAAGGAAAAAGCCUGCUGCUGGUAGACAACGGGGAUUGGAAGUCUUGAGAAGACCUUCAAGAACUCAUAGCACAGGAAAUUCUGAUGGCCAAAGUAAAUUAACUGCUCAGGCAGAGGGUCCAUGGAUAAAAAACUGUGUCAGUGGAAAUAUCACAGAGAAAGAUUCUUCUAAAGAGAAUUCCGAAAGUAGACUAUUUGUCGAUCUGCAGCCAAAGCCAAUGAUUAACAUUCCAAAUGAGGAUCUUUAUUCAAAACACAAGAAAGAAGAAGGGCAUCCUUUCUCUGGACCAUUGAUCUCGUCUAAUGCUAGUGGACUUCUGUGGGCAGUGAAGCAGAAAGAAACCCAGUCUUUCAAUAGAUCACAAGCAAAUGGGAAUGCUGAGUGCCAUGAGGAUUCUAAAAUUAUCAAGCCUCAUGAAUCAGAAAAACAGGCUAUGUUGUCAAAAUGGAUACAACUUGACCAGCAUGACUCCAUCAACGGCUCUGCUGUCUUCCACCAUUGGGAUGUCAACGAGCGGUACAAGAGAAGUACAAAGUCAUCCAAGCACCAAUAUGUAGAACUGGAUUCCCAGCAUCAUUCAGAUAGAGUUGCUUUCUCGGGGCAGUUCCUAUCUCGCACAAAUAAUGUUGAUGAGCUUCUAGAAAAGCAUGAAAGACAUAUGCGCCAGGCAGUUCGGCGAUCGUGGCUCCGAAGAGGUUAAGCUACUUUUAACAUGGAGAUAGCAGUAAAGUAGUUGAAAGAGAAGCUCAAGAAUUCCAGAAGAAAAUAUCUCGAGCUCUAGCAAGUCUAGAUUUAGAACCAAGAUCUUACUCACUUGAUCCAAAGAUGUUCCAAACGUCAUACAUAAAUCUUUGAUAUCAAUAUAAGAUGUUCUUGUGAAACCCUUGACGAAUGAGUGAAUUCUGGGUGCAUUCUAAGA